GCAGCCGCCGGAGCGAGUGACUCUCCGGGUCCUGCGUAUCCCCGCCAUGUCCUCCUCGUCCAGCUCUUCGCAGACCCCCCCGUCCCACCACCAGCCCCCGCCGCAGAGGAUGAGGCGCGGCGCCGCGGGGUCCCCCACUGCCGGCGGCGGCACGGCCGGGGGCCCCGGUAACGGCGCCGGGGGCGGCGCGGCGGCGACCAGCCGGCUGCUCCAGCCCAUCCGAGCGACCGUCCCGUACCAGCUCCUGCGGGGCAACCAGCACAGCCCGACCCGCUCCCCCUCCGCCUCGGUGGGCAGCAAUACCGGACCGGGGGGCGGCGGCGGGGGUCGCGGCGGAGGCAGCCCGCCGCCGCCCAGCGCGACGCCGCCGUUGGCGGCGGGAGGCGGCGCGGCGGAGCCGGGCAGGGUGAAGGGCAGGCAGCGGCGCUCGCCGGAGAGCGGCGGCGGCAGCAGCAGGAGGAGCAGCUCACCUGAGAGACGGAGCCCCAGCUCCCCGGUGUACAGAGUGGACAGGCCAAAAUCCCAGCAAAUCAGAACUUCUGGUACCAUAAGGCGAACUUCUUCUUUGGACACAAUAACAGGACCUUACCUCACAGGACAGUGGCCACGUGAUCCCCACGUACACUACCCUUCCUGUAUGAAAGAUAAAUCUACUCAGACACCUAGCUGUUGGGCUGAAGAAGGAGCAGAAAAGAGAUCACAUCAGCGCUCAGCAUCAUGGGGAAGUGCUGACCAACUAAAAGAGCAGAUUGCCAAACUGAGGCAGCAGCUUCAGCGCAGUAAGCAGAGUAGUCGUCACAGUAAAGAGAAAGAACGUCAGUCACCUCUCCAUGGCAACCAUAUAGCAAUCAGUCAGACUCAGGCUUCUAUUUCCAGAUCAGUCCCUAUGCCACUGUCAAACAUUUCAGUGCCAAAAUCAACUGUUUCACGUGUGCCGUGUAAUGUAGAAGGAAUAAGCCCCGAACUGGAAAAAGUAUUCAUUAAGGAGAACAGUGGAAAAGAAGAAGUAUCCAAGCCUUUGGAUAUCCCUGAUGGUCGAAGGGCCCCAUUACCUGCUCACUAUCGUAGUAGUAGUACACGAAGCAUUGACACUCAGACUCCGUCUGUCCAGGAGCGCAGCAGCAGCUGCAGCAGUCAUUCACCAUGUGUCUCUCCCUUUUGCCCUCCUGAAUCUCAGGAUGGGAGUCCUUGCUCAACAGAAGAUUUACUCUAUGACCGUGAUAAAGACAGUGGGAGUAGCUCACCGUUGCCCAAGUAUGCCUCAUCUCCCAAACCAAACAACAGCUACAUGUUCAAACGAGAGCCCCCAGAGGGAUGUGAGCGAGUGAAGGUCUUUGAGGAAAUGUCGUCUCGUCAGCCUGUCUCAGCCCCUCUCUUUUCAUGUCCUGACAAAAACAAGGUUAAUUUCAUCCCAACCGGAUCAGCUUUCUGUCCUGUAAAACUUCUGGGCCCCCUCCUUCCCGCUUCAGACCUGACGCUGAAGAACUCUCCAAACUCUGGUCAAAGCACAGCUUUGAGCACCCUGACUGUUGAGCAGCUUUCGUCUCGGGUCUCUUUCUCAUCUCUGUCAGAUGACACCAGCACAAUGGACUCUACAGAGGUCCCAGUACAGCAACCGUCCCAACAGCAGCAGCCGCUUUUGCAAGAAAUUCAGACUGAAGACCAUUCCUCUCCUCAGAGCUACGUGUUAAUCUAGACCAAGGUGGAGCAGGCCUCUGCCCUGAAACAAGGAUUGAGGAGAUAAUAGUUCAGAUACAUCUGCAUGAGGUGGCAACCUUUCAGAACAACACGGAAUACUUAGCAGCAUUCGAAAAAAUAUCUCAACGCUGUUCUUGGCAGGGACAGAAUUCAUAUUCAGCAUUUUUUGUGAGAAAGCAGUAAUGCCUGCAGAAUCCAUAUAUCAUUAAGCGUUUUAAGUGGAGACUAUGCAUUUCAUAGUAUGUUUGACCAGAUUAGUACUGUGUCCUGUGUUCUGUUUCAAAUUCUACAGUAUAAAUAAGCUCUAUAUAUAUAUAAAAAAAAAAAAUUUGCCUGUCUGAAUAGAAAAUGUCUUGCUGUGUUGUGUCCUAUGGAAAAUACUGUACUUCAGGAUUAUGUUUACAAUUGAUCCAGGUGUUUAUGUUUCUAACUUCUGUAAUACACACAAUG
This is a messenger RNA of Gymnogyps californianus (California condor), 2148 nucleotides long. RefSeq names its product glucocorticoid induced 1 (gene GLCCI1). NCBI's taxonomy places the organism in Eukaryota, Metazoa, Chordata, Aves, Accipitriformes, Cathartidae. Gene Ontology annotation, cellular component: cytoplasm. The transcript is spliced from 8 exons. The record is from RefSeq and is a predicted model, not a curated record. The coding region runs from base 47 to 1696 and encodes 549 amino acids.